AUGACAGAUGAAGUCAGGGAAUUAUCAGUUCUCAGCACCGGUAUCCAGAUAUUUGAUCAGGUGAUCUUUAUAAUACAAGCAGAGAAUGAUAUAUGUUUGGAGUGGCUUAACAAACAACCUCCAAGCUCAGUACUUUAUAUAUCUUUUGGAACAACAUCAUUUUCCGAUAGAAAAAUAAAGGAGCAUGAGAUGGGUUUAGAACUAAGCAAACAGAAGUUCAUAUGGGUGUUGAGAGAUGCCAAUAGAGGAGAUAUCUUUACUGGGGAAGAUAGAAGGGUAGAGCUUCCAGAAGGGAGGGUUCAUGAGUCUUUGUGGAUGGAAUUCAUGUAUAGCGAGUAUUACUAUGGAAGUGCCUAUAGCUGCUUGGCUAUGCAUUCUGACCAAGAGAUAAAUGGUUUCUUGGUGAUGGAAAUGUUGAAAAUAGGCCUGAUUGUGAGGGAGUGGGAGAAACGCGAGGAGCUAGUAAGUGCAUCCAUUAUUGAGAACGUUGUGAGGAAGUUGAUGGCAUCAGAAGAAGGUGAUGUAAUUAAGAAAAGAGCAGAAGAAAUGGAAGAAGCCUUGCAGCGGUCUACAGAGAAAGGGGGUGCUUCUUGA
Messenger RNA from Solanum lycopersicum (tomato), 594 nucleotides. The record is from RefSeq and is a predicted model, not a curated record. NCBI's taxonomy places the organism in Eukaryota, Viridiplantae, Streptophyta, Magnoliopsida, Solanales, Solanaceae.